AUGGCAACCAACACAGAUACUGCAUCCACUUCGAGCACUUCGCAGCCCAAGGGUCUGACUGCCGACCUGACGAGUGGGGAAAUCAAGGAGCAGAUCCUCGAGAUCAACAAAUCGGUGGUCAGCAAGGAGCCUCGUCACUCUGCUCGCGCGUUGCGUAAGUUCUUCACCAAGACCAGAAGACACAUCAACCGCAACGUGCUCACUGCGACCGUCGAUGAGGUGCUUGCAAAUGAGAAUGAACUCAAGGCCAAGCUGCACUCUUACGUUUCGAAGCUGCCCGAGCCUAUGGAAACGGUGAGUGAGGAGACCAAGCCCGCUGCUGCGGCGAAGACGGAAGAGCCUGCUGCUGCUGCUCCUCUGCCCCUCCAGCCCGAGGUGGAGAUUUACCUCCGUCUCGUCACCACCAUCGCCCUUGUGGACAACAAGCUCUUUGACGAGGCUGCCGCUUGCUCCACGGACAUGAUCAAGAGCCUGCAGACCUACAAUAGGCGCACACUCAACCCUCUGGCCGCCAGGGCCUUCUUCUACUACUCUCUUGCCCAUGAGCACUGCAACCGUCUGGCCGAGAUCAGGCCAACAAGCAGCCUGCGCCAUGACGAUGAGACGCACGCCACCAUCCUCAACCUGCUUCUGCGCAACUACCUGCACUUUGGUCUCUACGACCAGGCCGACAAGCUCCAGGCUAAGUCCGUGAUCAAGGAGGACUCCGUCUCCUCCAACCAGCUCGCCCGCUUCCGUUACUACCAGGGCCGGAUCAAGGGCAUGCAGCUGGACUACACAGGCGCCUACACCUACCUGCAGGAGGCGAUCCGUAGAGCGCCCUCGAACUGCGCUACUGGUUUCCGCGUUACGGUCCACAAGGUUGCGGUGAUUGUGCAGCUUCUGAUGGGUGAGAUUCCCGAGCGGUCGGUGUUCAGGACGAGCGGACUCAAGGUGGCGCUGAGGCCCUACCUCAAGCUCACCCAGGCCGUGCGCGUGGGCGACCUCUCCGCCUUCCACGAAGUCGUGAAGACCUUUGGCGACGUCUUCCGCGCAGACAAGACCUACACUCUCAUCCAGAGACUGCGCCACAAUGUGAUCAAGACCGGUCUGCGUAAGAUCAACGUCUCCUACUCGCGCAUCCGUCUCGCGGAUGUGUGCGACAAGCUGCGUCUGGACAACGUCGAAGACGCCGAGUUCAUCGUCGCCAAGGCCAUCAGAGAUCAGGUCAUCGACGCCACGCUCGAUCACGAGGCCGGCACCCUCCGCUCCAAGGAACUCAUUGAUGUAUAUUCGACCACGGAGCCGAUGGAGGCCUACCACGCCCGUAUCAGCUUCUGCCUCAAGAUGCACAACGAAGCCGUCCGUGCCAUGCGCUACCCUCCCAACAUGCCCAAGGCCUUCUCGUGGGCGGUGAAGAUGGUGCUGACAUCGUCCGUGGAUCGACUUCACCAGACGUCACCGUUGAGCGAGGAAGAGCAAAAGGAGAAGCGAGAAGCCGAGAGCGAGAUCCUGGAGAAGGUGCAGGACGAAGACGAUGACGACGAGGAGUUCUAA
Messenger RNA from Acanthamoeba castellanii str. Neff, 1536 nucleotides. RefSeq names its product proteasome (prosome, macropain) 26S subunit, non ATPase, 32, putative. Gene Ontology annotation, cellular component: proteasome complex; proteasome regulatory particle, lid subcomplex. The transcript is spliced from 10 exons. The record is from RefSeq and is a predicted model, not a curated record. Gene Ontology annotation, biological process: ubiquitin-dependent protein catabolic process; regulation of protein catabolic process. The coding region runs from base 1 to 1536 and encodes 511 amino acids. Gene Ontology annotation, molecular function: enzyme regulator activity; protein binding. NCBI's taxonomy places the organism in Eukaryota, Discosea, Longamoebia, Acanthamoebidae.